AGAGAUAGCAAAGGGGCAACACCGUUGCACUUGGCAGCGCGUCAAAGACGCCCUCAAUGUGUUCAUAUAUUGUUGGAUAAUGGAGCCCUCGUCUGUGCUUCGACUGGUGGAUAUAGCUUUCCUGGUAGUACUCCUCUUCAUUUGGCUGCAAGAGGUGGUUCUCUUGAUUGCAUCAGAGAAUUGCUGGCUUGGGGCGCUGAUCGACUCCAAAGAGACGCCUCAGGGCGAAUACCAUAUAUGGUAGCUUCAAGGCAUCGCCAUGGUGCAUGUGCCGCCCUUCUGAACCCUUCGUCAGCAGAGCCUCUUGUUUGGCCAUCGCCUUUGAAAUUCAUCAGUGAACUCAAUCAGGAGGCAAAAGCUCUAUUAGAACAAGCCUUGAUGGAGGCCAACAGAGAAAGAGAAAAAACUAUCUUGAAGGGAACUGUUUACUCUCUCCCGUCUCCAUCAACAUCCGACUCUGAUGACAAUAUAUCUGAGGCAAGCGAUACAGGUCUCUGCUGCAUAUGCUUCGAUCAAGUUUGCACGAUUGAGGUUCAAGAAUGUGGCCACCAAAUGUGUGCACAAUGCACGCUUGCCUUGUGCUGCCACAAUAAGCCCAAACCAACAACUUCUAGCUCUACCCUCAAACGCCUGCAACUCUGA
Messenger RNA from Salvia miltiorrhiza (redroot sage), 642 nucleotides. Its product is annotated as putative E3 ubiquitin-protein ligase XBAT31. The record is from RefSeq and is a predicted model, not a curated record. NCBI's taxonomy places the organism in Eukaryota, Viridiplantae, Streptophyta, Magnoliopsida, Lamiales, Lamiaceae.